CCGGUAGCACGCUAUAUAAGCCAAUUGCACAUUCGUUGAAAUUUACUACAGUAUCAUUCACCCGUAGCCUUGAAAACAUCGAUUUUGAUUAGGCUCGAAUUUCCCCCACUUGAUAUGUGCAUCAAACUGUUAUACCUUUUGCUGCUAGCGUUUUCCGUGGAGUUGAAGAUAGUUCCUGAUCUGCAAGAAAUGCACGGAUGUCCCGGCUAUGAAUACGAAAUGGACUUCUCCAAUUUACAAUUCGAUUUUGAUGACGAUGGCUUCCUAAUCGUCAAUGGUAAUUUCACCAUCCUGAAGGACGUUGUGGCCCCUUAUCCGGUUUACUUCCACUCGGAACGGAUGGAGCGGGGUGAAUGGAGGUCAACGUUGAUAGAUAAACCUUUAAGAAAUUUCUGUGCCAGUCUGCUGGAUCCGUUAGAAGUUUGGUAUCCUGUCACGAAACAAUUGAAGGAACUCCGGUGUCCCUUUCCAGCGGGGCGUGUCAUUAACAUUGACAACAUCAAGUACAAGUUCCCGGUAAGUAUUUCACCCCAAUUUCUCGGAGAUUGGAGAAUCUUCAUGGAGCACCGUGACAUUCUGAAAGAUCCGGAACCUAUAGGUUGCCUGAUGCAGUACUUUACCGUUAUCGAAAUUUGA
Ochlerotatus camptorhynchus is the source of this 636-nucleotide messenger RNA. RefSeq lists its product as uncharacterized. NCBI's taxonomy places the organism in Eukaryota, Metazoa, Arthropoda, Insecta, Diptera, Culicidae. The transcript has 2 exons. The coding region runs from base 115 to 636 and encodes 173 amino acids. The record is from RefSeq and is a predicted model, not a curated record.